Molecule: messenger RNA, 237 nt
Organism: Ectocarpus siliculosus
Lineage: Eukaryota; Phaeophyceae; Ectocarpales; Ectocarpaceae
Source: the annotation of a GenBank genome assembly
AUGCGCCUGCUACCGCCGACGCUGUCCAGCGACUUCGCCCAGGGUUGCCGGGAAGAGACGUGUCGUUUGUCGACGGAGUGUGCUACAGACGUGGACGUCGAUGCAGAGCCCACUCUGGGGGGCUUCAAGAAGCGAAACGCCUCUGUUUCAAGAGACACCUUUAGAGAUGGGCGGCGAGUCGACUCGUCGCGCAACCUAAAGCUAAGACGUUUCUGCGGAAUAUACCAAUACCUUUAG